Molecule: messenger RNA, 2922 nt
Organism: Xyrauchen texanus (razorback sucker)
Lineage: Eukaryota; Metazoa; Chordata; Actinopteri; Cypriniformes; Catostomidae
Exons: 8
Coding region: 1909-2922 (337 amino acids)
Source: RefSeq, a predicted model, not a curated record
UUUCAAAAGCAAAGCUUUUUAUUGCAAGUAUUAGUGAAAGAUACACUCCAAACUGAAGCAAAGCAACACUAAAAUGCCAUUAAUCUACAAAGAGUAUUAAACAAAGAAAGACAUUUCAAGGUAAAAAGAAAGAUCCCUUGGUACAUUGGAGAGACUCUUUGCAAACACGGAGAGAAGGGAGGACAGAGCCACAGAGCUCCUGGUUAGAGACGAGAUACCGCUCGGAUAACAUGAGACAGGAACGGCUGUACUUUGGCUCUUUCACAUGCAUCAAAGACGGCAAAAAUAACACAAUGGAAGUCGUCUUCCAGUACGAAAAGACAUGAAAGGUAUUCGCUCACCAUUCAUCUUAGCGACAGAAAUGGAGAAUUGACAGACUCACCAUUCGUUUGCGUUUUAUGGUUCACAGUCCAUUUUUGGAAUGCUGGAGCUUGACAUUUCAGUAAACCGUUUUGUAAACAUUUUUAGGAAUCGACGUGCAUUCUGUCACUGAUUUUGGUGCAACUUCACAGGAGCUCGAUGCCUAUGUCCUCCUGGAAAGUGACAACACAACGAUUUCAAAUACAGACACGGGUCUCUCGCGUACAGACGUAUUGCCCUGCUCUUACCGGACUGGAAGCGAUUACAUUUGCACACAUCUGGACUUAUAAUCAUCGAACAAUUAGUGGUUUAAAAAGAGUACCAAGAUGCCACAAGGGAGUUAGUAUGCUUCUCUAUGCACAACUAAGGCGUUUGAUACAUAUUUCAAGUUGAAUAUGAAAACAAAAGAAAACAGUUAAGGCGGAGGCACAUAUAUAUAUAUAUAUAUAAAUCAGAGUGGAAUGGGACCCCCUCUCUUCCAAAGGCUCUGGCACGCAGACAAUUGAACUCAAAGCAAAUGACGAAGGACAAAUACCAUUAUCUGCUUGUUAACUUUUUAAAAAGCACCGGACACAUAAAAAAAAUUAAAUAAAAAAAACACCCUUCUUGUUCACCCACAAGUUGGGGAAACUUGUAUGGCUAAGAGUUUAGCAGCUGUAGAUGAAAAACGUCAGCUUAUUUAUUUAUUUUUUUUGGAAUAAAAGAACAACCAUGUCAGUGGGGUUGUCCCUCCCUUAAAGAGAUGAGAUGCAACGAGUAGGAUGCGUCGAGCCUCUUUGCUGGAGAGCUGAAGAAUGAGUUUUGGAUGUCAAAUGGUAGAUGAUCUCUAAAGACAAUUAGUCAAAGAUCCAAACAUCCCUUUCGGGUUGUGCCACCCCUGCCCACUCUGUGGUUGUGCUUGUGUGUGAGAGGAAGUCGAGGGUUGGUUGGCGAUGAGAGGCAGGCAUCCACACCCAGAAACCCCUGAACUCGACCCCCGUAACUCUGGACAACAAUGCGGAGACUCCAGCCACUUUAAGCAGUCCCUCAAUAAAUACACCAUUAAAUAUUUCCCAUAUAUAUUUCCAAUAUAUUAAAGGAAAAAAAAAACAUUUAAAUAGGACAACAAAAUAAAAGUUGGCUCAAUAGAGAAGAGAAACAAUAAGUGUUACGAUUUAAAAACAACUAUUAUUUUCUUAACAUUAGACUUCUUACUCUAAAAUUGUUAAAGAUAUUGUCAGGCAUUAGUCAAGCAUUUAUAUUAGACAAGUAAUAUUUUGGUGAAUCUCACAAAAGCACGCCCAGGUCACAUUUCACACCAAUAUCAAAAGAAAAUUAGAAAGAAAUUAAAAUUUUGCCCAAGACGAUUUUGUUUAAGCCCAUAACUGUUUUUUGCAUUGAGACAUUAUUUUUAUGACAAUCAAGCAAUUCUCAUUACUGUAAUGAGUCCGGACGAUUAACUGUUCAGUUUUGCCUUAAUUCGCAAUGCGGUUUGGAGGUUCAGUAUUACUGUAAUUUGCAUUAUUCUUAACGUCGAUUCUCAUUACUGUACUGCGUCCAGACGUUUUAAUGUUCAGGUUUUUUUCCGUAAGUCGCAUUAUUCUUAACGUCGAUUCUCAUUACUGUACUGCGUCCAGACGUUUUAAUGUUCAGGUUUUUUCCGUAAGUCGCAUUAUUCUUAACGUCGAUUCUCAUUACUGUACCAGACGUUUUAAUGUUCAGGUUUUUUCCGUAAGUCGCAUUAUUCUUAACAUCGAUUCUCAUUACUGUACUGCGUCCAGACGUUUUAAUGUUCAGGUUUUUUCCGUAAGUCGCAUUAUUCUUAACAUCGAUUCUCAUUACUGUACUGCGUCCAGACGUUUUAAUGUUCAGUUUUUUUCCAUGUGUCGCAUUAUUCUUAACGUCGAUUCUCAUUACUGUACUGCGUCCAGAUGUUUUAAUGUUCAGGUUUUUUCCGUAAGUCGCAUUAUUCUUAACGUCGAUUCUCAUUACUGUACUGCGUCCAGAUGUUUUAAUGUUCAGGUUUUUUCCGUAAGUCGCAUUAUUCUUAACGUCGAUUCUCAUUACUGUACUGCGUCCAGAUGUUUUAAUGUUCAGGUUUUUUCCAUGUGUCGCAUUAUUCUUAACGUCGAUUCUCAUUACUGUACCAGAUGUUUUAAUGUUCAGUUUUUUUCCGUAAGUCGCAUUAUUCUUAACGUCGAUUCUCAUUACUGUACCAGACGUUUUAAUGUUCAGGUUUUUUCCGUAAGUCGCAUUAUUCUUAACAUCGAUUCUCAUUACUGUACUGCGUCCAGACGUUUUAAUGUUCAGUUUUUUUCCGUAAGUCGCAUUAUUCUUAACAUCGAUUCUCAUUACUGUACCAGACGUUUUAAUGUUCAGGUUUUUUCCGUAAGUCGCAUUAUUCUUAACGUCGAUUCUCAUUACUGUACCAGACGUUUUAAUGUUCAGGUUUUUUCCGUAAGUCGCAUUAUUCUUAAUGUCGAUUCUCAUUACUGUACUGCAUCCAGACGUUUUAAUUUUCAGGUUUUUUUUCCCUUUCAGAUAAUUCAGCACCAUCAAGAGAAAAGGCACUUUCUACUUUGA